Haliotis rubra (blacklip abalone) is the source of this 4656-nucleotide messenger RNA. RefSeq lists its product as uncharacterized. NCBI's taxonomy places the organism in Eukaryota, Metazoa, Mollusca, Gastropoda, Lepetellida, Haliotidae. The record is from RefSeq and is a predicted model, not a curated record. The transcript is spliced from 2 exons. Gene Ontology annotation, molecular function: chromatin insulator sequence binding. Gene Ontology annotation, cellular component: chromosome. The coding region runs from base 231 to 4139 and encodes 1302 amino acids. Gene Ontology annotation, biological process: regulation of transcription by RNA polymerase II.
CGCCAGUCGUCAGGACAAUUAUGAUGUGUGGACACGAUACACUGGAGGACUGGGUCUGAACGCCAGUCUUGAGUAAUGUCUGCGAGAGAUUCCUGCAAAUGUGUGCCACAACCAUUAUCUCAGCUGAGCGCUGUCUGCAUAAUUUAUGCAAGGGGCCUAGUUCUGCGAAAGAAGAAAAAGAAGACAUGGCAGUAAGGAGCACCAGUCAGUUGUAAAGCGUCCUGAGCAUCAUGAAGGUGAAGGUGAAACAGGAGCCCCCUGAUGAAGAGCUGUCAGCAAUCUUGGACCAUGGCAUCCAGUUGGCAUCAGUUGAUGAAGAAGCCGAGGGGCUGAUUACUCAACAGAUUGAAGAGAUACUACCAGAUGAGGGUGAUGAUGAUGAUGAUGACGACGAUGAAGACUAUGAGGUUGAGGAAGAGGAGGAGGAGGAAACACAAGAUUUGCCAAAGAGAAAAAUAAAGUGUAGACGCUGUGAUUUUAAGGCCAAAACUAAAAAGGAGUUGGACCGCCAUGAAGCUCGCCAUGCUAUCAAGGGCUGGUACCAUGAGUGCCAGUAUUGCGAUUACGUGACUCACAUCAGGCAGCGGCUGCAGGAACAUGAAGCCAAACACACAAAUACCAAACCAUUUAAAUGUGAGAAAUGUGAGUUCAGGACACGAUUCAAAGCUGAUCUUUACAAACACCGUGCCAAACAUUCCACUGUCAAAAGAUUCAGCUGCCCUCAAUGUGACUUCAGGACAAAAUGGUGUCGAAACAUCAAGCACCACAUGCUCAAACACACAGAGGACAGGCCGCAUUCGUGUGACAUUUGUGGGUUUAGGUUUAAGCGGCUUCAGGACCUAAAGUAUCAUCUCUUCAGGCACAAUGAUCUGAAACCAGUCCAGUGUGAUUUGUGUGAUUUUAGGUGUAAGACAAACUAUGAACUCAAAUGUCAUCGUCUUAAACAUAGCAAUGUGAAGAACUUCUCCUGCACCUUUCCAGGCUGUCCCCAGAAAACCAAGACCAAGUCUGAUUUGACCAAACAUCUGAAGACUCACAAUAAAGACAACAGCUUCCUCUGUUCCAUAUGUGGUAAGGGAUUUAACACACUGACAAGUUUAAACAAGCACAAGGAUAGACACAGUAAUGUCAGGAAAUUCAAGUGUGGGCUCUGUGAGAAGUGGUUCAAGAACAAACCAUCUCUACGUGCCCAUAUGAAGGUUCAUUCAGGAAUAAAACCCUUUCAGUGUGAUGUGUGUUUGCGGAAUUUCCUCAACAAGUAUAACAUGCAGAAGCAUAAAGAAACACAUACGGGGGAUCGGCCAUAUUCAUGCCCUAUCUGUCCUUAUGGUGCAAGAACAAGUGACCAUCUCCUUGCUCAUAUAGGCUCGAUGCAUGGAGACUCUCAUGCCUACUUCUGUGAGCUUUGUCGCAAACCCUUCAAACGUUACAGCCAACUGCAGGUUCAUAUCAAGAGAAUGCACAAGAAUGUAAAUUCUAUUGAUAGAAAUGAUGAUGGUAAACUUGACAUCAAACUGGAACCGGGACCAGAUGGGACUAUCACCACUGGCACUGAUGUUUUCAGUGUAAAAAAGAUUGGAGAUUGUCAUUUUGAGCCUGAAGUGAAAAGGAAGAGAGGCAGGCCAAGGAAGAAUCGACAGCUAGUUCCUGAAGUUGUUCCUAUACCUGAACAGGAACCACACAACAAUGGACCAGAAAACGUAAAACCAGCCAAAGUCAAACUGGAAGAGGUUGAGUCCGAAGAAACAGUAAAACUGGCAACUUAUCAAGAUGGCUUCCGACUUCCCCUAGCCACAAGAGGAUUCCAUUUUAACUUUGACAAGACUGGCAAGAAGCCCAAAUCUUGGUUCAUGCAACCUGAAAACAUGUAUGGCAAAGCUGCUGUUAAACAGAGAGCUUAUAUGGAAAAGAAAGAAAGAUUCUUUGACAGGUUGAACAGUGGGCGUAUUCAGAGGACCAGGAAGAAGUCUGAUGUUGUGUUUAAGACCAUGGUAACCAGGAACAGCAUCAGAGCCGGUACUCAAAACAGUACAGACAAGUUAUCAGAGUCAGAUCCUCACAAACUGCUCAUUAGUGGUAGAACAAAACUGAAGACAAUGAGAAAAAUCAGAAGAAGAAUUAGAAAGAUGAAGGCAUGUUUGGAAGGUUCACCGUUUCUGAAAUCUCAGUCUGUGCAAACACUGGACAAUAACUGCAUUGCUGAAGUGAGUGAUGGUGCAAGGUCAUCCAUGGGUGGGUGUUCUGUUGAUAGUGAUGCAACUUUAGAUGAACCUGUGACUCAAGUGAAGGGACCAUGCUCUGGAGAUGAACUUGUGUCUCUUGUGAAAGAAAUACAUUCUGAAGAUGAGGAUGAUGUUCCUUUGAGUCAGCUCAAAUCAAAGGAGGUGCCAAAUGAACAGCUGUGUGUUGAAACUGCUCAACUAACUCCAGGUGCCAAAUAUGUUUCAAGGUCACAACUUACUAGUGCUACUCAGGCUUCGGGAUCUCACAUCAAACUGGUGCUAAAGAGGAGGAAGGAAGGAACCUUCAAGGUCACAUUGAAUACAUCAGCUGAAGUGUCAACGUCAAGUGAAGUGGAGACAAGUUCAAAUAUGAUACCAAGUCACGUUUCAGAUGUUUACAGUCGAAGUUUGCGAAUUCUAGGCAAGUCUUUGCAAACAAAAUGUGCUAAAACAAACAAGGCAUUGAAAUCAAAAGCUGGCAUUGUGUCAGGUGACACAUCAACCAGAUCUGUCAGGACAAGACACAAGUCUGUAAUUAAUGCUGUAAAACCAAAACCAAGCCAGGUGAUUCAUGGAAAGAAGAAAACACAGCAGGAAAACAAAACGAAUACCGCGAGAGUUUCAAAAGUAUUAAAAGGACUUGGACAAACAUCUCCAAAGAAUACUAAAUUAAAAAAGAAUGUUGCAAAGUCGGGAUCUUCCAAAAAUGAUAUUGAAAAAGCAAAGAAAAAGGAAUUAAACCCGAAGGGUGUGAGAAAAGGGACGAAAUCCCCGAAACCAAAAAACAAAAUUACACAAAAAGGAAAGAAAAAGACAUUGAUUUGCUCUCUGUGUACUAACACAACCACAAACAAGAAAUCCAAUCACACGUGUAACAGCUCAGGUAUAAAUAAUCAGUAUUCAGCAACACGUAGAAGGUUUCUCCAGACUCAGCCCUAUGAUGAAUUCCCAAUCAAGAUUGAGCCAGUUGAUGAUGAUUAUUCCCCCUGUGAGAUGCAGCUUGGGACGAGUCCGGCCUUGGAUGACUUGAACCCUGGCACAGUGGUGGUGAAACAAGAAACAGCUGAGAUGGUAGCAGGAGAAGACUGUCCUAUCACAGACGUCGAUGUGAAGAUGGAGGAGUGUGAAUCUCUGUCUCAAUGUAAGUACUUGUAUGAUGUCAAGCCAGCAGUAGAAGCUAACCCAGCAGGUGCUUCAGGGGAGGCUACUCUGGCAAGAACUUUAGGAGAAGCUAACCAAUCAGCAGGGGCUUCAGGAGAGGCAAGCUAUGUUGAACACGCUAUUGCUUGGGGUUUGAAAUUAGACCCACAGGUUAAAACAAAUGCAUUGGAUAGUACCUUGCUUGACCUUUCAACUUCUGUUGGUGUGAAGGACGUUCCUCUUACAAAAUCGUAUCUUACGAAACAUCAAAUGUCACAAUCUGAUGAUGUGGCUGUUCCAAAGUGUUUGAAGGUUUGUGAGGCAGCAGGUGAUCAGCUGGCUCUACCUAUAGAUGAAGCUGGUGUAGGAGGUACUGGCUGGCAACAGAGCUGUGAGGUGGACAAAUCCAGAAGCAUUGAAGAGCCUUUUCUUUCUCAAAGUCAACAUACAGCAUGUGAUGAAGCUACAGACUCACGUAACUUAUGCCCAAAUGUUUUAAACCAGAGUGUUACAAACUUGAAUACCAACAGCUUGUAUUUGCUUAAAACCAUCAACAAGAGAUAUCCUGAGAGUGCAGUAGCUUAUGCAGAGACAGUCGAAACUCAACCUCUUGAUUUAAGUGUUACCAGAGACCAUUACUCUGGUGUUACCAAGAAGCUGACCUUCUCGGAUAGACUGGUUGAUUGUAAAACUUGGAAUAUGUGUGAGGAUCCCAGUGUUCAGGACAGUAAUGCCUCCUCUACAAGUACCCCUGUGUUGUUCACUUACACUUUCUAGUCAAACAUAUUGUUUUGGAUAAGGACAGGGAUUUUCAAGUGAAGAGUUAUCUCCCCUUGCAAGUCAAUUGCAUUUGACAUCGACUUGAUUGAUACAAUUAGAAAACUAUUUUAGGGAGUCCAAAGUAACAGAAAAAUCUCAUAUAACCUGCUUGGUUCUGAUCCACAGCUUCCCAAGAUGCAUGUCCCCCGUGGGAUUCUCGGCUAGAAUGUGUCCAGACCGACCUAUGUUAGUUGUAAGAGGCGACUUAAUGGAUCACAUGCUCGGGCUCUGUGCAUGCCAUCGUAACCUGUUAGGAUGGAUCCUUGCCCACCAUAUUGAUCACUGGAUUAUAUACAGCUUGCCAUCUUACAGCUGGAAUAUUGCUGACUGAGGCAUUCUAACAGAUGCUUGGUUUGUAGGAUGUUAAAAUGUCUAUCAACACCCAAACUCACAUUUUAAUGAGUAUUGUAUCCUGUUGUAUUGACAUGCUGCUGUGUGUACAUGUUUGUACUCUAUGAAAGUGAGAUUGCCUCCA